Molecule: messenger RNA, 940 nt
Organism: Vicugna pacos (alpaca)
Lineage: Eukaryota; Metazoa; Chordata; Mammalia; Artiodactyla; Camelidae
Gene: TK1
Product: thymidine kinase 1
Biological process (GO): thymidine metabolic process
Molecular function (GO): thymidine kinase activity; ATP binding
Source: RefSeq, a predicted model, not a curated record
CCGGGGAUAAAGAAUCGUGGCGCGGAAACCCGCGCAAGCUUGCGGGGAGGCGGCGGUGGAGAGUCUCCGGUUCGCGGUCUCCCAGGAGGCACUAUGAGCUGCAUCAACCUGCCCAACGUGCUUCCCGGCUCCCCCAGCAAGACCCGGGGGCAGAUCCAGGUGAUUCUCGGACCCAUGUUUUCAGGAAAAAGUACUGAGCUGAUGAGACGGGUCCGUCGCUUCCAGAUUGCCCAGUACAAGUGCCUGGUGAUCAAAUAUGCCAAAGACACGCGGUACAGCAACAACUUCUCCACGCACGACCGGAACACCAUGGAGGCGCUGCCAGCCUGCCUGCUCCGGGAUGUGGUCCCCGAGGCUCUGGGCGUGGCUGUCAUAGGCAUCGACGAGGGGCAGUUUUUCCCCGACAUCGUGGAGUUUAGCGAGACCAUGGCCAACGCCGGGAAGACUGUGAUUGUGGCUGCACUGGAUGGGACCUUCCAGAGGAAGGCUUUCGGGACCAUUCUGAACCUGGUGCCCCUGGCUGAGAGCGUGGUGAAGCUGACAGCCGUGUGCAUGGAGUGCUUCCGGGAAGCUGCCUACACCAAGAGGCUGGGCGUGGAGAAAGAGGUCGAGGUGAUCGGAGGAGCAGACAAGUACCACUCUGUGUGCCGCCUCUGCUACUUCAAGAAGGCAUCGUCGGGGCAGCCUGCCUGGCUGGACGGCACGGAGAACAAAGAGAACUGCCCGGUGCUGGGGAGACCCGGGGAGGCCCCGGGAGCCCGGAAGCUGUUUGCCCCUCAUCAGAUCCUGCAGUGCGGCCCGGCCAACUGAGGUGCUGGAUCCGCUACCUGGGACCAGCCACCUGCCCCGGGGCCUGCUGCCGCCCCCUGCCGUACACCUGCCCCCUGUGUGCUGUGCGGCCUCCGUGGAGGAAGCUGGGGUUGGGGGUUUCACUAGCACC